UCAUUAUUUCGUUCGUCCAAGUCUAUCAGAUACUGCAAUUCUUCAGCUGCAUUCGACAUUGGGCACCGUUACCAACGCCCCGUGGACUCAUGCUGCCUCGUCGCGAGAGAGAGGGCAGGAGCUCGUUAUACGAGGGGCCCGACGAAAUUGAAACGGAACGAGCCGAGGAUCUUCUGUUCACCGUCGUUUGAGGACGGCUCUCUUUCUCUCUCUCUCUCAUUCUUCGUCUCGUCCCUUGUACAGACCGAGUCCACUUCGUGAACAGCCGUUCGUGGCUCUGACGUGUAGUUAGUCCAAGAUGGCGAUGCCCAGUGAGUUGUCUCUCGAGGAAAUCCGUAAUUAUUUACUGGAAAACGGAGGUACGGCACGUAACCACGACCUGGUGAAGCAUUUCAGACGGUUCCUGACAGAUCCGGAGACGCGAGUCGAGGCGAGGAAUCGGUUCAAGGAGUAUGUCAAUACCUUGGCCACUAUAAAGAACGAGGAGGGCGAAAAGUUCUUGGUUCUGAAGAAGAAAUAUCGCCAACCCUUCUUAGACUUUUCAUCUCCUCAAAAAGUAGGAUCCCCUCUUGCCACUCCUGAUUUAGCUACUCCAGUUUCUCCAUUGCGAGAGCCUCCACCUUAUCGGCCACCACCCCCUGCACCUCUCAGCCCGUCAUCGAGUAAUUCGCAAACGAGCUUUGAGGAGCCUACGACACCAACUUCCGAACGCGAAGAUAGCCGAAAUGAUAAUUCGGAGGUCGGCACGUCGAUGUCAUCGCCACCUGUUCCACCGCGUCGCAAAAGUCAAGACAAGUUCAAGGUGGAAAACAAGGAAAACGUCGACAAGAAUAGAGGAAGUUUUUCAGAGGCUGCCAUAAAGGAAGAUGAAGCGACGAUGACGGCGAAUCACGCCUCAGCCGAACAGCUCAGCGUUCGCGAGAGGAUGCAACGCUUCAAUCGAAUGGCCAGCGAAACCGAUCUUCACGCCAGGCCUACCGACCCGACCACUCCCGUUAGAAAACGAGCGGAUAAGGGCGCCGACGAGGAUGACAGCGCUUCCGUUGCCUCGCAACUGGAUGGAAAAUCACGUGAGUGGCUGGUCAGAGCGGCGCAGGGGGACUAUCAGGCGCUGGCGAAGCUCGCAGGCGAGGAACCUCGUCUCACCAGAUUCAAGGAUCCGACUUCCGGCUAUACGGCUUUACACUGGGGCGCCAAACACGGCGACGAGAACAUCAUUAAAUUAAUAGCGGGCACCUACAGGGACUACAACAAGAGUAUCAAUGAGACCACGAAUGGGGGAUACACGCCGUUGCAUAUCGCCAUGCAAUUUGGCCACGAGAAUAUCUUCAAUCUCUUAGUUCAAGUAUACGGCGCGAAUCAGGACGUACGUGACUACAGUGGUAAAAAGGCAAGGCAAUAUCUGGUUUCGCAGGAAGCGGCGGUCAGCCAGGAUACGUUUCACAAAAUAAAAGCAAGGAAAAAGCAUGCAGAGAAAGAUCUUGGUUUCCUACGAAUUGGCUCAUUGAACGUUCGCGUGAAACGUACGACGGAAGCCUUCAGCCAAUUCUUGGGUGUGGCAACCAGCAGCACGGCUAACAGCAACAACGAGAAGAUUCACAAGUCAUGGGGGUCUGCAGAUAAUGUCCAGCUGGACCAGAAACUGAUGCCACCGCCAAAGUAUGGGCCUAUCAAAAAGCGUAAGAGCAGAAGGCCACAAGACUUUGCAUCGCCUCAGGAUCAACAGCACGCCACUAGUCAGCCGACUACCCCGUUGCUACAGGGCAAAGUUAGCCGACCGAACCGGGCUGUUCAACGUCGACCAACGUCCACGUCGUCCGUUAGCUCCGGUUCUAUCGCAUCCAACAUUCAGCAAAACGGCGACUCGGACUCUGACACGGCGUGCGGCUUCGACUCCGCGUGGCGAGGAUCCGCUCAACUCUAACUUAGCGUAAUUUAUCCUAGGCACUGUCGCGUACGCUUCUCCGAAUAUAUAAGGUGUAGAGAGGCAUUUAAUAAGAGUUUCAAAGACCGGCAAUUAUCUUUGGCAAUUUCUUCUUUUUUAUAUAUGACAUCGAUAGAAUAGAAACGAGGAUGUACUGAAUGAGUUUCUCAACUCAUAUUCGUAAUAUAAUGAUUUUUAUAUCUUUGAAAAAUUAUUUUUUAAUUCCUCGAGAUUUUUGGCUAUUCUGACUAUUGUUGUCAUAUGUAAUUAUCAUUUUGUAAUAUAAAAUAUUUAAUAUGAAAAGAUUGCGGAUUCUUUGAAUAUAGUUUACUUAUUAAAAUUUUAUCAGUGAUUUAAUUCUUGUUUCUUUCAAUAAAUUUAUGAAGUAAUAUGCUUUUUUAU
Molecule: messenger RNA, 2326 nt
Organism: Linepithema humile (Argentine ant)
Lineage: Eukaryota; Metazoa; Arthropoda; Insecta; Hymenoptera; Formicidae
Source: RefSeq, a predicted model, not a curated record